UCAAACAUUCCUUGCUCUUUUUCUGGGUUCAUCUCUGCUUUUUGUUAUUCACGAGUUUUGAAGAAUUUGUUAUAUUUUGGGCGAUAGCUAUCGAACCCUUUGCACCAUUUAUUGAGGGGUGAAAAUUAUCCUUAAUUUCGAUGAUCUUUACUGCCAUGUCUCAAGCUUUAUAUAUUUAAUGUCCACCCAUGUUGAAUUAUUACAAUAGAAUAGAACUGAUCUCUAGAUCUUAUCUUAUCCUAUUAUUUAUCCUUUCAUUUAAAUUAGUCUUCUCCUCUAUCUUUCUCCUAUCGAUUUCUUUUCCAACUUUACCAUCAUUUGCCUAUCAAUACAGCUUUUCCCUGCACUUGUGAGAUACGAAACAUUCAGCUAUACAUAUACCCAUUUGUUAAGUUUUAUGAACUCCCUGGUUCCGCUGGCUGCUGCAUGGUUAGCUGCGACAUAUCUAGCUUUCCCGCCACGAAAACAAUUUGUCGAGCACCUUAUGAGUGAUAAGAGUGGAUGAUGUACCAAUAACAUUUUUCAUUCAUGUAAAAAUGGUGAUGAAUUUACCGGUGGUCCAUGAAAAGGACUUUUCUAGCUCCAUGUGGAGGACAUAGGAAUCCUCAGAAACCAAGGAAAAUCAUCGAAAACACCUUCUCGUGUGAAAAUAACCAACAAGAAAUCUCCCUCGUCGCGUUCGCCAAUGGCGGACCCGUCAAUGACAUAGCAAACCCUAUAGAUUCUCGUCCUAAACACUUCCUCUACGCCGCAAAGCCUGCCCCUUCUCCGAUCGAGAGCGCAAAGAAAGAACGAGAUGGGUUUGGAAUUCGACUCGUCGCCGGCGGCAGAGAGCGUGAUCGUGGUGAUGGACGCCAACCGAAGCAAAGUAAGCGGCGACGCCCUCGAGUGGGCCAUCAAACACGUCGUCCGCCGGGGAUACACCGUCAUCGUUCUCGGCGUGUUUUCCGAUGGAUGCAAGAAGAUAUCCUCCCCCUCCGGCACUUCUUGCUUCCCCUUUCGCAUGUGGAUUAGCCUCUCUAGCAUCUCUGUAAGAAUAGAGUACUCAGGCUCAGUAGGACAGGGAGAUCUGGUGAACUCGAGAGAGCUCGAAGACAAGAUCGAGAAGAAGAGGGAAGAAUACCAGCGUGCUUUCCACCCUUUCUACAGAAAGUGCUCGAAGAACCAGGUGAAGUUGGAGCUCAAACUGGCUGCGGGAUAUGAUCCGAGGAGCAUAACCAUCGACGAAGCGCAACAAUGUAAUCCGCGUUGGAUUGUUCUCGAGAGUCAAUUGAAGAAAUACAGGGUGCACAUAUACCGGCAAGUGGCCUGCAACAUGGCGGUGAUGAAGGGGAAAGGCGUGGCGACAUUGAUGCCGUCGAGAGCUCGCGAGCAGGAAGAGUGGCCGGCGGACCGCGGGGCAGCCGACAAUGUGGAUUUCGAAGGCUCCGAACCUGAUCAGACAGUAGCGCAAGAUGCGGCGGCUAUCUGGAUGCCCCCGACGAUUUCUGAAAGUCCCUGUUUCUAUCCGCUUUCUUGCCGAGAUGGUUUCCCCAGAGCCUUUUCGCUCGCGGAGCUCCAACUGAUCACCAAUGGCUUUUCGGCGGAGAAUCUCAUCGGCACGUUCUGCACUUACGAAGGUAUUUGUCAGGAUACGCCGGUGCUGGUGAAGCGUUACUCGGCGAACGACGACAGGUUCUGGUCGGUGCUGAAUAUACUGUCGAGGGUUCGGCAUCGGAACAUUCUGAACCUUGUAGGGUACUGCUGCACUGAGGCUUCCAUGUUCUUGCUCUGUGACUUUCCCUGCAGCGGCACUGUUGAAAUGAACUUGCUCUGCGACGAGGCAGCCAAGCGCCUUUCAUGGAGACGGAGGUGGUACAUUGCUAUGGAGAUAGGCAUCGGCAUCCGCUACCUUCACGAGGAGUGCGUCGAUGGGCCUAUUGCUGAUCUCUCAGUCUGUUCCUCUCGCAUUGCUUUCUCUGAGGGUUAUUCCGCCAUGCUCGUCAUCAUCAACACAGCCAAGUGGCUCAAAGAUCGCAUUGCUUCUGAAGAAGAUUCACCAGCUGACAGCCUGAGCACAGAAGAAAAUAAGCGGAUUUUGGCUGAUAUUCAAGGUUAUGGGAUGUUCCUCGUCGAGCUCAUUACAGGAAAGAGCGCUGGACUUUUUCAGGAUCAAGGAGGCAACGAUCAAUCAUUGAUUGAUUGGGCAUUGCCACUUCUGGAAAACGGUUUCAUAAGCCAAGUGAUAGAUCCAAGGUUGGUGUUGGUGGAUGCUAGUGAUUCUGAAGUGGUUAAUUACAUGGCACGCGCUGCUUUACUCUGUCUAAAGAAUGACACAGGCCGGAAGUUUUCUAUAAGUGAGGUUCUAGCUCUGGUUAGAGGCCAUCAACUUGUAGCUUCAAGCCCCUGAAUUCCUUGACAGAGGCUCGUGGACAGUUCUUGUAUGUGAAAAGUAAUUCAAGUACAUUAAUCACUGUUUUGGAGUAUUGAAAUGCUAACAAAAUUCAAGUGGCUUUACC
Molecule: messenger RNA, 2498 nt
Organism: Diospyros lotus (date-plum)
Lineage: Eukaryota; Viridiplantae; Streptophyta; Magnoliopsida; Ericales; Ebenaceae
Product: serine/threonine-protein kinase CDG1-like
Exons: 9
Coding region: 797-2389 (530 amino acids)
Biological process (GO): protein phosphorylation
Cellular component (GO): plasma membrane
Molecular function (GO): ATP binding; protein kinase activity
Source: RefSeq, a predicted model, not a curated record